Molecule: messenger RNA, 294 nt
Organism: Soboliphyme baturini
Lineage: Eukaryota; Metazoa; Nematoda; Enoplea; Dioctophymatida; Soboliphymatidae
Source: the annotation of a GenBank genome assembly
AUGGUCAAGAUGGUGUCCGACGAGGACGAACAGCGCAGCGAAUACAUCCCGUGUUGUGUGCUUGCCGUCCGUCGCCGUGCACAGCUGCUAGCCGAUUCGAGCCAGGUGUUGGUUGAUCAACGGCAAUGGCCAACGCUGUCGAAGCCACAGCCGACCCAGGCUGGCAAUAUUUGCGACCUCCGCCUGAUAAAAGCACCGUGCUGCCGGUUGAUGCUGCUCAUUUCCGCUGACCAAACGGCGGGCUGUGUUUUUAACGUGAAACGAGUCGUCGUCGAGGCGAUAAAGUUUACCUAA